This is a messenger RNA of Passer montanus (Eurasian tree sparrow), 456 nucleotides long. It is a transcript of the gene ATOH7, whose product is annotated as atonal bHLH transcription factor 7. Lineage: Eukaryota; Metazoa; Chordata; Aves; Passeriformes; Passeridae. The coding region runs from base 1 to 456 and encodes 151 amino acids. Gene Ontology annotation, molecular function: protein dimerization activity. The record is from RefSeq and is a predicted model, not a curated record. The transcript has a single exon.
AUGAAAACCUGUAACUCCAGUGAGCUGGCCUCGGGCGUGGAGCCGGGCGCGCGGUGCGGGAGCGGAGCGGGCUGUGCCGUGCGGUGCGGCUCGGAGAGGAUGGAGAACGCUGCCAGGAGGAGGCUGGCUGCCAACGCCCGCGAGAGGCGGCGCAUGCAGGGCCUCAACACGGCCUUCGACCGCCUGAGGAAGGUGGUUCCGCAGUGGGGGCAGGACAAGAAACUGUCCAAGUACGAGACCCUGCAGAUGGCUCUGAGCUACAUCAUGGCCCUGACCAGGAUCCUGGCCGAGGCCGAGAGGUUCAGCACUGAGCGAGAGUGGCUCGGCCUGCACUGUGAGCACUUCCACGGCAACAGCUACCACCGCUACCCGGCACCGAAACCCGCGGGCGACGGCGAGCCCUACGCGCACAGGGUGUUCAGCUACCACCCCGAGCACUUCCAGAUAGCUAACUAG